AUGUACCUUUUUUUUAAUCUAUUUUCUUUCGGCGUAGAUUUCAUUCCCUCUUUUUCUCUUGUUAUUUCUUGUUUUCCUUCUUCCGACAUUCUACCCACUGUCUCUUCCUCUUUAUUGAUAUUCCUUCUGUUAUCUUUUUUCAGUUUAGCUUUCAUUCCCACUUUUUAUCGUCGUUUCUUUUUCUUCUUCUUCCGUCUUUUUGUUAUUUGGUCCUCCUCCUCCUCCUUCUUCUUCUUCUUCUUCUUCUUCUUCUUCUUCUUCUUCUGCUGCUGCUGCUGCUGCUGUUGUUGCUGCACCAUUCUUCAACUUCUUUCUUCUUCUUCUGCUGCUGCUUCUGCCAUUCUCCACCAACUCCUUCCUCUUCUUCUUCUUGCACACAAUAAAUACCUAACAGAAAUAAUUUCUGACACUUCUUGCCUUUAUUUAUCCGCAUUUCUACGGAUUGCCUGUAAACAAUGGCGCGCUUUUUCUUUUUGUUUGCCCGCCUUUUCUCCUUUUAAUCCCAUUUCCGACAUUGUCUUCUCAUUGGUUCGUUUUACGGCUUUUUCACUUGACAUUUCUUUCCGUUUCUUUUUGCAUGUUUUGAUUUCAUUUUUUCUUCUUUCCUUCAUCAUAUUUGCCCAACAAUUAUUGUUUUUUUUUUGUUCAGUACCUCUAUUUCGUCUUUCUUUCUUUCUUUCUUUUCUUUCUUUCUUUCUUUCUUUCUUUCCAUUGUUUUAUAAUGUUUUUCUUUCUUUCUUUCUUUCUUUCUUUUUUUCUUUUCUUUUUUUCUUUUCUUUUUUUUCUUUCUUUUGUUUUAUAAUGUUUUUUCUUUCUUUCUUUCUUUCUUUCUUUCUUUCAAUUAGUCUAUCCAUUGUUUUACAACACUAUUCUUUCUUUCUUUCUUUCUUUCUUUCUUUCUUUCUUUCAAUUAGUCUAUCCAUUGUUUUACAACACUAUUCUUUCUUUCUUUCUUUCUUUCUUUCUUUGACUUUUCCCUUAUUUCCACAGCGGCCUGUCUGUUUUUGUGCCUGGCAGUCUUUCUUUCUUUCUUUCUUUCUUUCUUUCUUUCUUUCUUUCUUUCUUUCUUUCUUUCUUUCUUUCUUUCUUUCUUUCUUUCUUUCUACUUGUCUAUCUAUUGUUUUACAAAUUUAUUCUUUCUUCCUUUCUUUCUUUUAA
Molecule: messenger RNA, 1158 nt
Organism: Acanthosepion pharaonis
Lineage: Eukaryota; Metazoa; Mollusca; Cephalopoda; Sepiida; Sepiidae
Source: the annotation of a GenBank genome assembly